GGCCCCCGCCCUCCCCGGACGCGGGCUCCUCCCCGGGGGCGGAGGGCGGCCGCCGCGAGACCGGCAGGCUGCAGACCCAGUUGCGGGAGGCCUAUUAUCUGCUGAUCCAGGCCAUGCAGGACCUGCCCCCGGACGCGGGCGCGCGGCGGGGUGGCGGGGGCUCGGCGCUGCGCAGCUGCCCCGCGGGGGCCCCGGCGCGCGGCCAGGCCCCGUCACCCCGCCGCGCGGCCGCCCGCCGAGCCUGCCCGGGAGGCUGGGAGCGAGGCGGCAGCGACCGCCCUUCGCAGCAGGUGUCCCCGCCCUGGACCCCUCCUCGGGAGUCCGGGAGAGGCGGUCAGCGGACUUCUCGGAGGCAGCUACCCUGCAGCCGAAGCCUCGAGAGUCUUCAGGGGGGCGUCCAGCGGCCUCCGCUCCAGCGGUGGCCGAGCGACAGCUGGAUCAGCAGCGCGCGCGGGGACCCGGACGAGCCCCCGCCACGUGGAGGCGGGAUGGACGGCUGCGGCCGCGCCGCCGCGGCCCCCGGCCGCCUGCCUGGCGACCCCAAGGACCCCGUCCGCUCCUCGGGGAGCCGCUUCGGGAAUCCGGCGGGGCCGUCCUCGGCACGGCUCGGCGGCAGAGAUGGCCCGGAGGACCCCCGCUUCCUCAAACCCCCGGCGGUGACCGUGAAGAAGCUGCAGAAGUGGAUGUACAAAGGGCGACUGCUGUCCCUCGGAACGAAGGGUCGCGCCCGUGGGGCAGCCCCCGAAGUCCCGGGAGCGCAGGCAACCCCGCCAAACGUGGGCGCUUGGAAAAUGCGCGAAAGCCACGUCCUGUCGGUGCCUCCGGACCAGAGGAUCACACUGACAGAUUUAUUUGAAAAUGUCUAUGGGUCAUCAAUGAAGAGAAGAGAACUUGAAGACCUGAAGGAUAAUAUUGAGUUCAGGGAUCCUAGGCCACUUAACAGCAUCACUGUUUCAAAGAAACGCAAUUGGCUGUAUCAGAGUACUCUGAGGACUCUUAAUCUAGAAGAAAAUAAGAAAUUCCAAGAUAGAAGUCCUUUUUCCAUCCCUCCUGUGUCACUUUCUAAACCUCAGCUAUCGCAGCCUUCCUUCAAGUCAUCUGAGGAGUACUAUUCAUACCUGGUUUGUGAUACUACAAACUCUUCAUUAUCAAGAAACUGUUCUUUUGACUCUAAUGAGGAAAAUGAUGCAGAUGAUGAAGGAGAAAUCUGGUACAACCCCAUUCCUGAGGAUGAUGAUGCCAGUGCCUUGAGUUUCCAUGAGGCAAAUCCUCCUGUCCUGAAGCUUCCUGCUCUCAGUUUGAGUAUAUUGUCUGACAGUGAAUCAGUGAAAGCAGAACAGCAUACUGAAGACUUGGUAUGCGCUGCGGAACACACAGGUGAUAUUCAGAGCUUGCAGUCAAAUGGAAUGAGUUCCAGAAAUUCCACCCAUUCUACAGAAUUUAUGCAGCAGUACAAGCAAAGGCUAGGAUACAAAACCCAAGAAAGUAUAAUGGAGAACAGUCUCAUGUUGAAAUCUGCUUUUUCAGGUCCAGGGAUGUUAGCUACUACAAAUAGAACUGAACUUGGGAUUGUAGAACCUUCCUCUCCAAGCCCUAGUCCUGUGAAAAAAGGCAGUUCAAUUAAUUGGUCUUUGCCAGAUAAAAUAAAAUCUCCACGAACUGUGAGAAAACUCUCCAUGAAAAUGAAAAGGUUGCCAGAAUUUAGCCGAAAGCUGGGUGUUAAAGGAACCUUCAAUUAUAUAAAUAGUCCAGAUAAUACCCCUUCCUUGUCUAAAUGUAACUGUCGAGAAAUUCAUCACACUGUUAUUCUACCUUCUGGGAGCACAACCACAGCUGCUAAGAGGAAUGUUAUAAGUCGAUACCAUCUUGAUACCACAGUAUCUUCUCAGCACAGCUACCGGAAGAAAGCCUCAGUGAGUCCAAAGUAUUCCUGCAAAGGUGGUUACCUCAGUGAUGGAGACUCACCUGAACUUGUAACUAAAUCUACCAAACAUGGAUCUGAAAACAAAUUUGGAAAAGCAAAAGAAAUAAUUCCCAACAGUUGUAGCAAAAAUGAAAUAGAUAUCGAUGCUUUUAGACACUAUAGCUUUUCUGAUCAACCCAAAUGUUCACAGUACAUAUCAGGGCUCAUGAGUGUGCAUUUCUAUGGUGCAGAGGAUUUAAAGCCACCCCGGAUAGAUUCAAAAGAUGUUUUCUGUGCAAUUCAGGUAGAUUCAGUAAACAAAGCAAGAACAGCAUUGCUUACAUGUCGGACAACAUUUUUAGAUAUGGAUCAUACUUUCAAUAUAGAAAUUGAAAAUGCACAACAUCUGAAACUCGUAGUGUUCAGUUGGGAGCCCACUCCAAGAAAAAAUCGAGUAUGUUGUCAUGGAACUGUUGUUCUCCCCACCUUAUUCAGAGUGACGAAGACACACCAGUUGGCUGUCAAACUUGAACCUAGAGGUCUUAUUUAUGUAAAAGUGACUCUUAUGGAACAGUGGGAGAAUUCUCUCCAUGGACUAGAUAAGAAUGAAGAACCAGUGAUAUUUGGUGUUGACAUUCAAAAAGUUGUAGAAAAAGAAAAUGUAGGCUUGAUGGUGCCACUCCUGAUACAGAAAUGUAUUAUGGAAAUUGAAAAGAGAGGCUGUCAGGUAGUAGGCCUAUAUCGAUUAUGUGGUUCGGCUGCAGUAAAAAAAGAACUUCGAGAAGCUUUUGAAAAGGAUAGCAAGACUGUUGGUCUGUGUGAAAACCAGUACCCAGAUGUAAAUGUAAUAACAGGUGUUCUUAAGGAUUUUUUAAGAGAACUUCCUUCUCCUCUGAUAUCAAAACAGCUCUAUAAGGCUGUGUUAGAUACAAUGAUAAAAAGUCCUUUGAAAAUGUCAGCAAGUGGUUGUGAGAAUGACCCAAGUGAUUCUAAGUACACUGUUGACCUGUUGAAUUGUCUUCCAGAUGUGGAGAAGGCAACUCUAAAGAUGUUGUUGGAUCAUUUAAAAUUGGUGGCUUCUUACCAUGAAGUGAACAAGAUGACCUGCCAGAAUUUGGCAGUGUGUUUCGGACCAGUAUUAUUAAGUCAAAGGCAAGAGACUUCUACCCAUAACAACAGAGUCUUCACUGAUUCUGAAGAACUUGCAAAUGCUUUGGAUUUUAAAAAACAUAUUGAAGUUCUUCAUUACUUGCUCCAGCUUUGGCCAGUGCAACGUUUAACUGUCCAAGAAUCAACAGACAAUUUUUUCACAGAGCACUUGUCCUCUCUGACUUAUCUGAGGCGGAAGAAAGAACGACCUUACAUGUUAAAUUUUCAUACUACUGAUUCUCCAGGAAUACUUAGACCAAAGCAGACCAAAUUAGAUAGUCCACUUAGCAAUCGGUAUGCAGGAGAUUGGAGCAGCUGUGGAGAAAACUACUUUGUAACUACAAAAGAAAAUUUAAAUGAUGAUGUACCUUCAGAAGAUACAGAAGAUGGAGAAGAUUAUAACAAAAUGGAGGCAGCAGAAAUGAUAAUUGAACAGCCAGUUCCCAUGUCCAAAGAGUGCACAUUUCAGACGUAUUUGACAGUGCAGACCAUUGAUUCUACAGUCAAUCAAAAAGUUAAUCUCAAAGAUCUACAAGAAAGCAUUGAUACUUUGAUUGGUAACCUGGAGCGGGAGCUCAACAAAAACAAGCUUAAUAUGACUGUUUGAGACUGAGUUUUCUUUGGUUUUUAAUAAUGUCAAAGUUUCAAAUUAGUCAUUUUCUUUCUCAUACCUCUUAAAGUUGUUUUUUUCUUGAAGCCUUCAUUUACUGUCUAAUAAGUUCAUAUGAUUCAAUUUAAAAUAUUAUUCAUUAAUAUAAUUUUGACUAAUUUUGUUACCAGACUUCUAAGAGUGAAGGUAACUUGGACAUUUGGGGAAGUUUUAAGGAACCUUGCCAGUUUUAUGGUGGUGACUUUCACAUGCACUUAGAAGGUUCAGGUAAGUAGGUCACUGGCUCCUCCAGGUUUUAUACUCUAUGAGUGCUCCUGUGUAGCUGGGGAAAGCUGUCCCUUUCAGAGGAACAUUGAGCUGCUCAGAUUGAUUUGCAGUAGCAAUCUUGUACACUACAACAUUAUUUGGUCAUAUUUCAUUUGCAACGCAAAUGCUGCUAUAAGAGAACCUUUUUUAUAAAUAAAAAGUAAAAUUAUACAAAUCUUAAUCUAUUCUGUAUUAACAUUCAGUAAUUAUUUAAACUUAAAAGUUAAAUAUUUUUAUAAUCCUGAAAAUCUGUAUAUAUUUAUAAGUGCACAUAUGUAUAUGUAUUAGAGUUGUGGGGAGGGUGAUUGGAUACAGAAUCACACACAUUUUCUAAGGUAUAUAUGUCACCAGGCCAAAAUGAUUAGCUUGCAGAUAUCUUUUUCAGGGAAAGAACAUUUGGGUUAAAGGAGAAGUUAAACAAAAACACUUGAAUAGAAACACUGUAGAAAUAUCUGAGUAGAAAUAAUAGAUUUUUCUUUUUGAUUCAUAGUCAUGAUAUCCCCUGGGAAAAUUUGCCAGUUAAAUUGAAAUCUUCUAACUCCAUAAGGGAUCAAGUGCCUUUUUCUGCACUAAUGACUUGGAUGUUUAAAAUUUGGUCUAUGCAUCUUUUGUGUUUUGUGAUGUAUUUAUUUGUAGUAGCACACUUAGUAUAUUGACCUUAUAAUGACUCCUACUUAUUUUGAAAGACAGUAUCUUGCCAGCAUACUACAUUGUUGAUUUUUAAAUAUUAACUUAUUUUGGCUAAGUAUAUCUAUAAUCUAGCUAUUAUAGCAAUCAUAGCGGUGUUUGAAAAUGUAAAUUUAGAAAGUUUUAAAAAAUUAAAUUGAAUGUAUUUUUUAAAAGUUUUAUACCUGCAGAAUGUAUACUUUAAAAAUUAUAUGAAAAUUGAUGUACCAACUUUUAGGUAUGGCAGCCAUUAAAAACUGGCUUAAUACUUUUCUAAUAAAAUAUUUCUAUGCAAUUAUACAUUGGUAUACAGAACAUUUAGUUAUUUAAUUUGAGAGCCCUCAUAAAAAGGUAAGUGUUUUUAUGUGAAACUUUUUUUAAGGCAUUGUGUAAUAAUUUAGAAUAUCAAAAGAAUGUGACAGGUGGUGUCUGUCACGGGUAAACAAUGAGAACAAAAGUACUUUUAGGUGUUUUAUAAGGAGGCUGUCUAUUGUCUUCCUGUGGCUUUGUAUGUCUUGCAUACUGUAUGUAUUGAAUGAACUGUUCCAGAAAUGUAAAAAUUGUAUUAAAAAUGAUAACUUUUAGUGUCAUGCUAUUAUAAUGAUUUUAGUUAGAGAUCACUUAUUUUAA
Dipodomys spectabilis (banner-tailed kangaroo rat) is the source of this 5264-nucleotide messenger RNA. RefSeq names its product synapse defective Rho GTPase homolog 2 (gene Syde2). The coding region runs from base 114 to 3659 and encodes 1181 amino acids. Gene Ontology annotation, biological process: signal transduction. NCBI's taxonomy places the organism in Eukaryota, Metazoa, Chordata, Mammalia, Rodentia, Heteromyidae. The transcript is spliced from 7 exons. The record is from RefSeq and is a predicted model, not a curated record.